Molecule: messenger RNA, 1276 nt
Organism: Orbicella faveolata
Lineage: Eukaryota; Metazoa; Cnidaria; Anthozoa; Scleractinia; Merulinidae
Source: RefSeq, a predicted model, not a curated record
GAAAGCAGAAUGUAAAACACUUCCUCUCCCUCCCCUCCUGAGGAAAUCUUUUGCAUUGUUGCCACGUGAAUCUCUCAUCGAGGAACAAACAUUAUAUCAGCUGAGAAUGGAUUAAAACAUAUUUUUGAGAAUCAAGAAGAGGUUUCCAAGCUUAUCGCCGUUAUCCUUUUGAUUUUGCAGUGAAAUCGUUGCUUUUUACUUCAGCUUCCCUUGGCAGAAAUGGUGAAAAAAGAAGGCGGUAGUUCGGGGGAGAAACGACCAAGCAAGUCCAAAGAUGGCGGAUUGAGUGAUGAUGAUUCGAAAACAUCUUACAAGAACCUUGCUUUUCUUUGUCUGAUGAUUUUCCCAUCGCUAUUCUGGCUUGUGGCCGUCGGCAGUGAUGUUGUUUCUAAUCUUGGCUCCGUGUUUGGGAAUAGUUUGAAGGCUCUUUCGAUCACCAUCUUGUUCGUGAUUCCAGUAAUCGCAGGAUAUUUCAUCAAACCGCUACGAGGGUUUGUAAAGCUGUUGAUUCCUGCACUGCUUGCAGUGCUUCUCCUUCCCACCAUCCAAGUGUAUCUGUGCUCUCCACUGGAAAUGAAGAACGAGAACAUCGGAACGCAGUUCAGUUUGAAAACAACUGCCGCUGAAUUUCUUCAACGGGCUUGUGAAGAUAUCUGCCUAAAUAACUCUAAAAUUCCCUCCUCGUAUUCUCUGACCCUCUUCACACCGAGAGUUUCGCUGAAAGUCAAAUUCAGCCAAAUUGUAGACUUGAACUUAACCACAUCAGCUAUGGUUGGAGGGGAAAAACUUGCCAUGGCAAAAAUCGUACUGUUGAAAUCUUGGAGAAGUGUGAAAGGAAAAUAUUUUGCUCUUAACAUAAUCGCAAGGGUACCAGUGAAGAUCAAGAAAUUUCAGGAGAGGUUAGCAGCCGAACAAGGAAUGAUUUUGUCGGGUAGAGUGGAAAAUAUUCCCGCUGAUCUUAAGAAGCUUCGUGGUGAAUUGGAAAAGCAGAGACAUUUUGUUCGACCCUUUGUUUUGGAAGUCUUUCGGGCCACACCAAUGGAACGGUGAUUAAAGUAAGAAUUUUAAGGAUCGUAGAUCUUUUAGCACACUCUAUGAGAUACUGUGUGAAUUUAUUUUACAGAGAUCACCUCCCCCAGGUUCAUGACACCCUUCCAGAACUUGUUUUUACGUCAUAGAUAUUGAGAUGUAUUUAUGCAUCAGUAAGUUAAAGGACCAAUAAAAUUAUUUUGAUAUAAUAAAAUUCAGUCUAAAACAAUAGACCUCAGUACAAGGU